This is a messenger RNA of Cercospora beticola, 591 nucleotides long. RefSeq lists its product as uncharacterized. NCBI's taxonomy places the organism in Eukaryota, Fungi, Ascomycota, Dothideomycetes, Mycosphaerellales, Mycosphaerellaceae. The record is from RefSeq and is a predicted model, not a curated record.
AUGCAAGAACCUGGAGCCAGAGUCGCCGGCAUCUACGAGCUGCUCGAAAUGAUCAUCGUAGAUCUGCCUCUCAAAGACUUGGUCCGGCUGCGAGCUGUCGGGCAGAAUUUCAUGAAGGUCGUCGAUACAUCUGAGCAGAUCGCUCUCCGAUUCUGUCUACCAUUCUCGCGGCAACUUAGGACUGUAGAUUACGCACGUCAUCCCCUCCUGCCGAAAGAAGUCGAUAUCUGGGCUGGCAGGAGACCACUUGGCGGCUAUGUGGUCUGUCGUUUUGUUUUGCGAGCCGCAGGCAAAUUCGACUGGACCGCUGCAGCAUCUUGGAAGAAUUUCUAUGCAUGUCGACCAGAGACUCGAAGUAUGAGAGCUUGGUCAGGCUGUUCAAAGGUCUUUGGCAGCAGUAGCAUGGGCGAGUACCGGUAUUAUCGCAGCCAGCGAGGUAUUACCCUCCGUCAGCUGGCCGAUGCCGCUUGUGCAAUGAGGCUGGACGCUGGCGUCGACGAGGCGAUAGUGCACUUUGAGACUGACCUUGAUUUCGAAGGAGCCGACGUGCCAAGCGAAGCAUCUUCAACAUAUGCCGAAUACUGGCUUUGA